UCUCGGCCAAUCGCUUAACACUUCAUUGGAUAGUCGGACACAUUUUCUUGCAUUGGACUGACAGUGUGUUCAAGGUUUUUCUCUGUUCUGGAAGGACAAAACACAGCGGCACCAUGGGUGUGUUAUCCACUCUAAUGAGGGGUCUGGUAAGAGGAGCGGACAGGAUGUCUGAGUUCACCAGCAAGCGUGGAUCUAGGACUCAUAAUAAAGGCAGGGGCUCGAGGCCCACCGGACUGAGGCUCUCCAGCAGAAAGUUCAUAUCCAUAAGAGCCAUGAUUCCUGAGUUUGUGGUGCCUCAUUUGGAGGGAUUCAAACUCAAACCGUAUGUCUCGUAUCGCUCUCCCAGAGGAACAGAACCUCCACUCACAGCGCAAAGUGUGUUUGCUGAAGUGGUGGCGCCGCAGAUCAAGAAAGACUUUGAAGAUGGCACUUUCAGCAAAGAGCAGCUGCAGAAAUACGGAUUUGAGCCCACACAGGAGGGGAAGCUCUUCAAGCUGUAUCCCAAGAACUAUGUGCGUUAAAGAUGCACUCAGAGUCAUUUAUUUACUAGGAAAGAAACAGACUGCUGAUUAAACACCUGCAGACCAACUGGCAUGAAACUUCCAGGAGACUCAUCACACAAGGGACUGUAUUUUAUGUUUAGAAAAUCAAUUUCCUACCAGCGGUUGACUUUUAUGUUACCAAAUAAAGGAGACAUGAUCCAUGUG
Molecule: messenger RNA, 707 nt
Organism: Seriola dumerili (greater amberjack)
Lineage: Eukaryota; Metazoa; Chordata; Actinopteri; Carangiformes; Carangidae
Gene: mrpl41
Product: mitochondrial ribosomal protein L41
Exons: 2
Coding region: 114-521 (135 amino acids)
Biological process (GO): translation
Cellular component (GO): mitochondrial large ribosomal subunit
Molecular function (GO): structural constituent of ribosome
Source: RefSeq, a predicted model, not a curated record